Messenger RNA from Entrophospora candida, 152 nucleotides. NCBI's taxonomy places the organism in Eukaryota, Fungi, Glomeromycota, Glomeromycetes, Entrophosporales, Entrophosporaceae. The record is from the annotation of a GenBank genome assembly.
ACCAAAGAACAGUUUUUAAUAAUGGUUGGAUUUAUCCUAAUGAAAUUAAAGGGGGUAGAACUGAAUACAAAGGAGUUAAGAAUAUUGAUGUUUUAAAAUAUAAACUUUCAGAUGUUGAUAGUAAUUUACUGCAUCAUUUGGAGUCAUUAUAA